Molecule: messenger RNA, 2106 nt
Organism: Pyricularia pennisetigena
Lineage: Eukaryota; Fungi; Ascomycota; Sordariomycetes; Magnaporthales; Pyriculariaceae
Exons: 1
Coding region: 1-2106 (701 amino acids)
Source: RefSeq, a predicted model, not a curated record
AUGCCGCGCAGGGCCAGCCUGCGGCUUCAAUCCAAAACCGCCGCCUCUGACGAAGUGACGCGACUGGACGCGCCCACCCCACAACCGCCGCCGCCGCCCAAGGCCGCCAGUCGGCGCAAGCGGGUGGUAUUGAACCGCCCCAAGACCGUCGCAGACCAUUCCAAAUCCUUUGAAGAUGACAUUCGCAUGGGCGUCAAACGUGGGGUAGUCGAACCCGAGGCACUGGCCGACCUUACGUUUCCUCCCUUGAGCUCACCACCGGCAAAGAAGCCCCGAAGAGGCCGGCCUAGAAAGUCGGUGAGGUCGAAGGACGAGAGUCUGGUGAUACUGAUUGACGAAAAGCGGCCUGCGGAGCACCCGACUGCUGCACGGGGGCCUCGGGCAGGGAGGCGACAACGGCUGAGGAACGACAAGGAGACAAAUAUGGGAGCCGAAGCAGCUCAAAGACACAGUCCCAAGCCUGUGAAUCCGGAUGCCCAGCCGGCUAGCUCUAAGAACAAGUCAAAUACAGCCAAGCGCAAGUCAUCGCUGCAGCGACCGACUCCUAAAGAGCUUCGUCCGUCACGGACGGUGGAUGUCAACGACUACGAUUUUCCUGACGACGAUGAGGAAGAAGAGGAGGCGUCAGCGGCCAGGGAGAACGAGCAUAUGUCUUCUAUCCUUUCUGGAAAAGGCGCGCGCGGCACCGGUGAGAGCCAAGAUCAUUAUGACGAAGAUGGAGGGCAGGCCCAACAAUCUGAUGACAACGAAGGAUAUGAACGAUAUGAAGAGCAGGAGCCUGAUGAUAUUCCCGAGGAAGAAGUAAUAGUGGAUGAUGGAUACACAAGCUCAAGCGCAAGCGACGAGACGGCAGCAUGUGAAGCCGUCGAACUCCCUUUUGGCCCCGACAAUCCUCAGGAUCACCACUACGUGAAAGUCUACUGCGGUUCACUCCAGACAGCGUUUCUGCAGAUGGGUAAAGAAUUCUGGGCCGGAGGCGGGGACGGGUGGCGCUCGACUUGGAAAUCGGGUGUGAACUUUGACAGCACCCAGAAGCUUGCUGCCGCUCUCAAGAAGCUACACAGCCAACUUGGUCAGGCUCCAGUGCACCCAGAUGUUGCGAAGCAGGAUGAAUAUCUACGACAGCAUGCCAAGAGCCUCGAGCUUCAGAUCGCGGUGAUAAAUAUGAUGGUUACAGAUCUUUGCGGCUCUUUGCCCAAACAAAACAAUGCCAGGGCCGUUGCUGAAGAUGUGACCAAGAGCAUCGUUCCUGCGGCGAUUGUUGUACUACAGCAAGUGUUCGUCAUGAGCGGAAUGAGUACCCAGUUGGUCCUCAAUAAUCGCCGCUGCGCGUACAUGUCCCCGACAACGGUGGCGAUUGCAAAUCACGUCAUAGGAUGGCUCAAGGCCUUAACAGACACGGUCGUGAGACGCGUGCCUCUGGCACGUGAUGCUGGCAUGAAGGAUAUUCGUGCGCAGAUCUCACGAGAGGCCCUCGUCGACUGCCUCGAACAAGUCCGAAAGGGGAAAGGAGGCUUGGCCGCAUCCGAAGCCAAGUUUGAAGAGAUCGCCGAGGCUGCGCGCGUGGAACAAGAGUGCCAGGAGGCGGAAGCUGCCGUCCGUAGGGAGGCAGCGAGUCAUGACGCGACCAUAAAGCGGAACAGGCAGAUGGAGGCACAGGCUCGAUACGCCACGAGCGACGACCAGUACAUGGCCUUCUGCAGAUCGACGCAGAACCUCGGGCCUGACCCCUUGUGGGAGCAUCGCAGGCGCAAGAUGCAGGCUAGCAUGCGGGCAUUUCGUGUCGCGGGUAUGGGGUAUGGGGUGUCGCGACAGCCGGGGGCGUCCGUCAAGGCGCUUAGGACGGAGGCUCAAAAAUCUGCGCACCGACUCGAUGCUAGGCCGCCUGUACUGGAGGAGCGAUGUGAGCCCAGCGAAGAAGAGAAGAAGGUGAUUCUCGAGCACGUCGUGAAGAACCGACGAUUCGACGUCGAUGCCGUUGCACGCCAGCUUGGCUGGGCGCCAGGUCAUGUCCGGAAGUGGAGGGAUAUUCUCGUUGUGAGAGCAAGGAAGGCCUAUCAAGCAAGGGGUUACUCUGUCAGCCGGUUGCCCAAGUGGCUAACUUGA